UAAAAAAUAAAAAAAAUAAAAAAAAAGUGUGAAGAAAGUGGAAAAGGGAGAAGAAAAUGCACCCCACCAAAUUCUUAUUCAUAUUCAUAUUCUGAUUGAGUUCUAACGCAGCCAAUUCAAUUCAAACAUCCUCUGAAUUCUCUCUCUCUCUUCCAACAAACAUUCAGAGGGAGUAAAUUAUAUAUAAAAAAAUGGCAGCAGCAAGUGUGGCAGCAGCAGGAACAGGAAGUAGGCAUUUGCUAUUUGAGAAAACCCUUUUUAAAGGACAAGGUCAAGGUGGUUUCAACUCUACUUUGAGGAAUUCUCAAAUUGCAUUCGCCGGAUCAACAAGAUUGGAGCUUUCAUGGUCUUGUGCAGUGACGCGAUCCAAAUUGUUUCACCCUCAUCAAAAUGUUUGGCUUUCUCACAUGAGAAACCAGAAGAAAAUUCUAGGAACAAUAUCUGCAUCUUGUAUGAGCGAUAAAACAUCGAUGUACUUUGAUUUUGCAGUUAUUGGUAGUGGGGUUGCUGGCCUUCGGUAUGCUCUUGAAGUUUCAAAGCAUGGAACUGUUGCUGUGAUAACCAAGGCUGAAGCUCAUGAGAGCAACACAAACUAUGCUCAAGGUGGUGUUAGUGCAGUGCUGUCCCCUUCGGAUUCUGUAGAAAGUCACAUGCAAGAUACCAUUAUUGCGGGAGCUUAUCUUUGUGAUGAGGAGACUGUCAGGGUGGUGUGCACAGAAGGGCCAGAGAGAAUUAGAGAACUGAUUGCAAUGGGUGCAUCCUUUGAUCAUGGCGAUGAUGGAAAUUUGCACUUAGCAAGGGAGGGUGGCCACUCUCAUCACAGAAUUGUUCAUGCGGCUGAUAUGACUGGUAGGGAGAUAGAGAGGGCACUAUUAGAAGCAGCUAUCAGGGAUCCUAAUAUCUUCUUGUUUCGACAUCAUUUUGCAAUCGAUCUAUUGACUUCCCAGGAUGGCUCGGACACUGUUUGUCAUGGUGUUGACACUAUAAAUACUGAAACACUUGAGGUGGUGCGUUUUCUAUCAAAGGUGACUUUGCUUGCAUCUGGUGGUGCUGGUCAUGUCUAUCCAACCACAACAAAUCCUCUGGUAGCAACUGGAGAUGGAGUUGCUAUGGCACAUCGAGCUCAAGCUGUAAUCGCAAAUAUGGAGUUUGUUCAGUUUCACCCAACAGCCUUAGCAGAUGAAGGGCUUCCUGUAACACCGGAAAAGGCCAGAGACAAUGCGUUUCUCAUAACAGAAGCUGUGAGGGGAGAUGGAGGGAUCCUAUAUAACUUAGACAUGGACAGAUUUAUGCCACAGUAUGACGACAGGUUGGAACUUGCACCACGAGAUGUUGUAGCACGAAGCAUAGACGAUCAACUGAAAAAGAGAAAUGAGAAAUACGUUCUCCUUGACAUAAGUCACAAGCCACGAGAAGAGAUCUUAUCUCAUUUCCCCAACAUAGCAGUAGAAUGUCUUAAGUAUGGGAUUGACAUUACGAAGCAACCAAUUCCUGUGGUCCCCGCUGCUCAUUACAUGUGCGGGGGAGUUAGAACAGGGCUACAGGGGGAAACCAAUGUGAAGGGCCUUUACGUUGCAGGAGAGGUAGCUUGCACAGGCUUGCAUGGGGCAAAUAGGCUCGCCAGUAAUUCAUUACUAGAAGCCUUAGUUUUUGCAAGAAGAGCUGUUCAGCCUUCAAUCGACCAUAUGAGUAACUUGACAGUAGUCAAUUUAAAAGCUGCUUCGGAUGGGUGGGCCCUACCAAUGGUCUCUACAUCACUUGGUGAUGAUGUACUCAGAAAACUCAUAAGAAAGACAAACGGGAUAAGGAAAGAAUUACAGGCUAUCAUGUGGAAAUAUGUUGGUAUUGUAAGGUCAACUGCUAGAUUAACAACUGCAGAGAAGAAAAUAGCCAAAUUAGAAGUGAAAUGGGAGGAAUACUUGUUUCAACAUGGAUGGAAACCAACAAUGGUUGGACUUGAAGCUUGUGAAAUGAGGAAUCUCUUUUGUUGUGCCAAGUUGGUAGUCAGCAGUGCUUUAUCAAGAACCGAGAGUCGUGGUCUUCACUAUACAAUUGAUUUCCCUCAUCUAGUGGAAAGCAAAAGGCUCCCAACCAUUAUUUGGCCUUCCUCACUCAUCAACACUACAUGGAGUACAAGGCAGCUUCAUCAGCAGUCAAUCUGCCUCUAGUAUAAUUAUACUCUAGCGGCCCCUUUAAUAGACGGUAAAUGGCCUUUGAUAGACGGUAAAUGGUGAUAAUAGUAUUCAUCUUAUAUACAUGUCAACUAAUUAACAUGGUCAUGCACAUACUAGCAUGUACUUCUCUUUCUCCUUACCAUGGACAUUUAGAAACCAAGUUCCUUACCAUGGAUAUUGAGAUUGGAGUUUUCGUACAAAGUUACAUAUUCACUCUUAUCAUUACCAUUAUUUAUUACCGCUUACCAAAAAGGCUGCAAAAGCAUGUCGGAGUUUUUUGUAGCUUAAAUGAUGUCCUUGUCAUUUAUAUUCGAGUAGCCUUUUGUCCUGUUUUCAA
Messenger RNA from Spinacia oleracea (spinach), 2511 nucleotides. RefSeq names its product L-aspartate oxidase 2-a, chloroplastic. Gene Ontology annotation, molecular function: L-aspartate oxidase activity. NCBI's taxonomy places the organism in Eukaryota, Viridiplantae, Streptophyta, Magnoliopsida, Caryophyllales, Amaranthaceae. The coding region runs from base 192 to 2168 and encodes 658 amino acids. Gene Ontology annotation, biological process: NAD+ biosynthetic process. The record is from RefSeq and is a predicted model, not a curated record. The transcript is spliced from 8 exons.